ACAGGAAAAAGAAGAAGUUUGAGGUUAUUGGUUAUUAUUUCAUAAAAAUGUUCGUAUGUAUUUAAAUCAAAUUGUAAUGAAAUUGUUGAAUGAGUCUACUUCGCAUAAACAUUUUUCGUAUAGUAAAAAAUUUCCAUACUACAGCUAUGGCUAAAAGCAAAUUUGAAUACGUUAGAGGUUUCGAGAAUGAAGAUAAAAUAUUGCCAAACUGUUGGAUAGUUGUUCGCGUAGAUGGUAAAGGUUUUCACAAAUUUUCAACAAAACACAACUUUAUUAAACCGAAUGAUUCACGAGCUUUACUUUUGAUGAAUAAAGCAGCAGCUACUGUUAUGCAAGAAUAUAAAAAUAUAGUUAUAAGUUAUGGUCAUAGUGAUGAAUACUCUUUUGUUCUGAGAAAAGAAACUGAAUUAUAUAAUAGAAGAAAAGACAAAAUUAUGACUUAUAUUAAUAGUUUAUUCACAUCAUCUUACGUUUAUUUUUGGAGAGACUAUUUCCCUGAUCUGAAAAUGAAGUAUCCACCAUCUUUUGACGCUAGAGUAGUUUUAUAUCCAUCAGAUCAAAAUUUACGGGAUUAUCUUAACUGGCGACAAGCUGAUUGUCACAUUAACAACUUGUAUAAUACAGCAUUCUGGGCUUUAGUACUUAAAGGUAAUCUUACCAAUGUUGAAGCUGAGAAAAGAUUAUGCGGAACAGUAUCAUCUGAUAAACAUGAAAUUUUAUUCACUGAAUUUGGUAUAAAUUACAACAAUGAAUCAGAGUUAUUUAAAAAAGGAACUAUAUUACUUAGGAAACAUAUUAAGCAUCCUUUACAUGGAAAACAGAGAUUGGUAAUAUUUCCUUUACAUGAAGAUCUCAUCCAAGAUACUUUUUGGGAGCGACAUACAAAUAUAAUGUUGGGAGAAACCAGUCAAACUUAUGAUUACCCAAUAUCUGCUCCAUUACCUAAUUUAGUGUUACAACAACUACAUUUGGAAGAAAAUUUUUCAAGAAAAAAAGAGUUUUCUAAAGAAUAAGGGUUAUGUACUGAUUUAAAAAUUUUCCUAUCUGAGGUACAUUUUUCUUUGUCGUAAUGUAAUUCAUAUUUUGUUAAUUUUUUCUAAUGAUGAAAAAUUGGUGAUUAGAAAGCUUUUAUCAUUUCUUUUUCACUUAUUUUUUAUCAAGAUAACCCCUUGAAAAUAUAACCAACACCUGAGACUAUAACACUUCCUCUUCUAUAGCAUACAGUUCCCAACAACAGAUAUGUAUGGGGCGAUACUAUAAUAGUGAUCACUAAAACCAUGAAAUCCUAACUAAUAACUAAAAAUAUCACCUUAUUAACAUUAUCCUCAGUUUCUGCGUUUUUGGGCAAACUAAAUAUGUUACCUUCAAAGGUUUAUAAUUAGAAGAGAAAAAUUAAUAGCGUGAGAAAUCCCGUCCCUCUAGGCAUUCACUGCUGGAUAAAUCCUCUGAUGGAUGCGAAGAACAUUCCACUACCCCUUGUCAUUUCGACAGCUCCUCAUCCUCUUUCGCCCCUAGACUCCUUCCAUUCCCCUGGGAGAUUCUUAUCUUUUUGUUAAGAGUUAGCCUGUUAGCUAUACACUCUUGUCUUCUUGGUUGUCUCGACGUCUUAAGGUGUAUGCUUUUUGCUGUAUAUUGUAGACAAAUCUUUUAAAAACGGGGGAUAAAUAUAAACUACUUCAUAGCACCUGUUCAUUUGAUCUAAAUAGGUGGGUAAGGAUGGGAAAUCACGGUACUACUAAAUUUGAAAGAUUGGUGGUAACAAAGAAAUAAUACAAGAAUAUCUGCCCUGCAAUGUCACAUUAUUUUAUGUGGCACUGGACAAGAAAAGUGUAUAACUACUGCAUAAGAUGAGCGCCCCUUUCUAGACUUAUUUUCAUCUAAUGAAAAGAAGUUAACUACCCCUAAAGCUUUAAGUUUGUCUUUGUACCUUUCAGAUGCCACUGGGUUAUCACUUAACCUUAAAAAGUAUUCACUCAUGUUGGAUAAACUUGGACGCAAUUGUUAAAACUAAUGUGUAAUUCAAGCACAGACACAUCUGUCCUAAAGUUUCUAAAUUGCUUGAAAGCUCACUUGCAAAUGGACUGAAAAAAAACUGCAGAAAGGCUCAUCUUUAACUUUAUUACUUUCAUUGGAACGGAUCUAAAAAGUAUUUUCUUUUGAUUACCGUGAAAGAAAAAAAUUCUGACUACCAGAAAAAUCAAGAAAAGCUAACAUUGGUACACACGAAAAAAUAAAUUGUUUAUUCCAUGGUGGCCACCAGCUUGAUAAGUUCAUAUUUCUCUAUAAACUUUUUGGGUAAUAAUCUUGAAUAGUGAAACGAAACAAAUGAGACAACAGAAAAAAUUUUAGGGCUUACAAUGAAUCUAAAUAGAUUUCUCUUUCUAUGUAGAUGUCUUCAGUUUGACUACAGGGACACUAGACUAUUAACUGACAGGCUUGCUGCAGUGCGAGAUCUUCAACAAUUUGUGACACACUGUCAGGCUUGUUUGUUAUUCGUGGUAAAUUUUCGCUCUAACAGACGCAAAAGUUUACUAUACUUCCAAUUUAAAAGUACAUAUAUGCUGGAAAGCAACCUGCGGGCCCCUACUGUGUAAAUAAUAAAUGUGUCGAUGUAGUGGAAAGAAUGGUGAAGCCUAUUCGUCUUACUGAGUAUAAUUAAAAAUUUUAAAACAUUAUACAGAAAGUAUUAGAAAAAUGAUGGCUGAUACGUUCUUCAAGCAAUGAGGAUAGUGGACAAAGCUUUUCGAAACGUAACACCCCUUGCAGUAAAAAAUGAUUUAGAACCCGUGGUUUUUCUUCAGAACCUGAAGAAAUCAUUGAAAAGGAAGAUAGUAAUGUGCCUGAAUAAUGGAAUAACCACAUUUCUGGGUCAAACAUUACUUUUGAAGACUUCGUUACUUGCGAUGAUGAAGUAGUCACAGUAGGGACGUUAACAGAGGAAGAAAUAUUGGAAUCAGUAAACAACUGCAUUGAAAGUGUCAAAAACGAUGAUUUUAACGACGAGCCACAAACUUCAUCUACGAGCGUAUCAAUCAACUGUACGAUCAUAUAUAUUUGUGCAGUGUGAAUAAAUAAAUAUGAUUAUUUAAAUUUCUGUAUUUUAUUGAACCAAACCUUCUGACGCAUUCGAGUAAAAAUAGGAACAAGGGUACAUACUUACACAUGUACAUACCUACCUUUAUCUUAACCUAUCCCUAACAUAGACCCUUGAUAACUUAAAAUAUUUUGUGUUUUGUUUUUUUCUCCAUAAUAAAGUAUAAUUCAUUUUUUAUGUUCAUAUGACUGGUAAUAUCUAAAAGUUUUAAUCUUGGACGAAUUAAAUAAAAAUUAUUCGUCCAUGGUUUUAAUAUUUAAUUUAAGUAAUUCCAUUAUUAUAAAAAUUGUUUUAAACAAUAUAAAUAUCCGUAAUAG
Molecule: messenger RNA, 3411 nt
Organism: Diorhabda sublineata
Lineage: Eukaryota; Metazoa; Arthropoda; Insecta; Coleoptera; Chrysomelidae
Product: probable tRNA(His) guanylyltransferase
Exons: 3
Coding region: 90-1013 (307 amino acids)
Biological process (GO): tRNA modification
Molecular function (GO): magnesium ion binding; tRNA guanylyltransferase activity
Source: RefSeq, a predicted model, not a curated record